AUGGUUUCCUCUCCCGCUCUACGCGGUAGCUCGCCCGAGCCUUUGACACCGCGUUCCAAAAUCAGAGCUCUGCUAGAAACUGUCGAAAGCAGCGAUGGCGAGGGUGAAGAACAAUCCAACUCGUCGUCAUUGGGCCCGACCGUCAGACACGUUGCUCGACUCGGUCCCAAGUCAUGGAAUAAUGACGACUCUGACGAGUCCGACAUUGUCGCUCGACCGCGAGGCAAGCUGGUCUCGCGAAUGCAGGGUGCACCUCGCAUGAACGGGCAAAUGGCAGCAGAAACGGCUAGAGAACGCGUAAAAAAGAUGCUGGAGCGACAAGACGCGCAACAAGAUGCUGAGCGAAUGUCAAACGGCGACGGCCAAGAUGACGACCUGCCCUUGGCCCCCCGGCGAUUGAAACGUCCCGCUGCGACUGAAAAAGCGCCAGGCCCCGUGGAGCAACUGUCGCGAUCGCCCAGCCCCGGCCUUUUUGUGUCGUCGCCAGUGCGACCCUCGCCUGGUAGGGCCCCUGCCGUAAGGGAUGAUUCCGAAAACGAGCUCCCAGCCCCAAAGUCGGAUCGAUUCAAAGCCUUGGUUGAGCGCAAGAGACGAGAACGUCUGGAAAGAGAGGCUGCUGAAGCAGCUCGGGUGGCCGAACGCGAGGCCCGACAUGAACAGCUCACCUCGGAGCUCGAGCAGCUCCUUCCCGACGACGACGAUGAUGAUGAUGAUGGUGGCAUCACGGACGACGAAGGCGGAAGGCGGCUUAGCCAGAAAAGCCGUCCUGCCCGGAAGGCGAGCAAAAAGGCAAUUGAAGAAAUGAACAGAGAGACACAGCGCUUGGCCAGGAACAUGCAGCUCGCGCACGAACCCAAGACGAGAAGGAAAUUUUCCAUGGCUAGUCUUUUUGAGCGCUUCAACUAUAGGCCUGCUGGCGAACCAGUACAGGACGACCACAUGGACAGUUCCAGCAGACAUGGGACACCACAGUCCGAUGCCGGAAUGAACGAUGCCGAUACUCCGCCCAGCUCUCCUCCCAUGACGAAGCAGACUGAAGAGGCUUCUACAGCACACGGUAUCAAGAUCACAAGCUCCGGAAGUACCGGCACAGCGACUCCUGCAACAGCGGCAAAACAGCCUUCAAAGCGACGAGUUCGAGUUCGAUUACCUGCUGCCGUUGCUGUCACCACCUUUGACUCCGGUGAUGAGCUCGAAAUCACCACCACAUCAAAAAACAAAUUUGACAGGAUCUUUGACAACAUCCCAAGAAACAAAUCUGCUGAAUCGCGGUCCUUGCAGGCCCUGCGCGCCCUGGCGCAAGUGAGAUCGGCCGGAAGUGGGACGAGUCGGAAAGCGGACCGGUUCGAGAUGACGGCUGGUGAGUUACAGGUGUUUCUCGCUACCAAGGCGCGAGAGCAAGCCAGGUUGGAGCGGGACCGUCGUCUGGAUAUCUUGAGGGGACAGGGCAUUGCCAUCCAAACAGCCGAAGAGCGUGAGAAACAAGAGCAGGAGGUUGAGGACCUUGUAGCCAAGGCGAGACAGGAAGCUCAGAAGAUUAUGGAGCAAGAACGCGAUCAAGUCAGACGCGAAAAGAAGGCAAGCGGUUGCGUGGACCCUCUGGCCUGGGAUGACAGCGAAGACGACGAGUACCGAGGCUCUGAUGACGAGGGUAAUGCAGCGCCCUCCGAGGUGGACGUUUCAGGGUCAGAGGACGACGAGACCGCCGAGGACGACGAGGCCGGAGGCGGAAGGGAAGUGAAGGGCAACUCUUUAUUUGACGAGGCGGCUGAAUGCUCAGGUUCGGAGGUUUCCGAGGGCGAGCAAGAUGCUGCUCGGGAUGACGAUGAGGAUGAGAUGGAAGGGCAGGUGGUGGUGACCCGACAACGGAGAAAACGGAACACCAACGCGGUAUUGUCUGACGACGAGGCCGGGGUUGAAGCUACACCUCGACCGGCCGAGGUUGCCACUCAAACAACACCUGCAGCAGCAGGCGCCGCGUCUGUUGUCGCUCCGAGUAGUGUCCUGCGAUCUGCGAAGAAAACAUUCAUCCCUGGACUGCCUGUCCAAGGACCCGCUGGUCUCGGGCUGACCCAGAUAUUCGCCGGUACAAUGGACAGCCAGAUGGGUGGCUCCACCACGGGAGGGCCGACUCAAUCGAUGAUGCCAGAUUUUGAUCAGUUUCCCGACUCCAACUUUUCCGCCACGGCGGAUGAACCCCUGGAGGAUGUGUUGCUGGAUUCGCAAAAUCAGAACACGUACCAAACAACUCAGGGCGUGCAAUUAAAUCUGUCGCAGUCACAGAUGUACGGGCUCGACACAUUGGCAGGCCACGGACCGCAAACACAAAUAUCAGAGCUGAUGGAGCUGUCUCAGGAUGGAGGGCUUCAGCAACAGACUCCCCUCCGCGACAGAUUUGCCGAACCGCCCUUGUCGACGGCGGAGACGAUGAUUGUCGAGAAGCAAGGCGAUGACGGCUUAUCAGUGCAGGAUUCGCCGCUAGUCCGCAAGGGUCGGCUUCGAAGGAGGAUGGAUAUGCUCACGAUGCAGGCUGCCGAACCGGAAUCCAGCGAAAGCAUCAUCCCUAGCACGGAAGGCAAUGCUUUCCGAUCCAUGGCUGAUGCAGCCAAGAAGGAGAGGAAGCUCCUUGGAGCCAAGGAGUUUGACCGCAAAAAGAGCAAGGCCAAGGAAAUGAUUGAGGAACAGGCCGAGGAGUCCGAGGACGAGUACGCAGGCCUCGGCGGCGCCGAUGGCGAGGAAAGCGACAGCGACUCUGCCGGCUCGGUAGAGGAGAUGAUUGACGACGCGGCUGGCAACGACCGCGACGAGGGAAAACUAGCGGCCUUUUUUGCGGACCGGGAACGAGCGGACGACGAGCAGCAAGUCGAGAAGCUCUUCAAGGACAUAAGCAAAGGCAUGCUCCGUCGCAAGCGAGGCGCCGACUUGGACUUGUCGGAUUCCGACGACGGCGGCGAGGCGCGAAGACGCAUGAAACGGCGCCAGUUUGCCAAGCUGCAAAAGGCGCUGUUUGCCGACGAGCGGGUCAAGAAGAUUGCGGAAAACCCGGGAAACCGAGCUUUCCUCCGCACGAUUGAAGACCGCGGCAGCGACGACGACGACGACGACGACGACGACGAGGCCGACUUCCUGGGGGGGCUGCUUGUCGAGGCGCCCGCUCAGCCGUUGCCCACCAGCACCACCACCAUACCAGACAGCCAGCCGCAACCGCAGCCGCAGUCGCAAGCGGCGGCGCCGGGCGGCAUCGCGACGGGGCCCAGACCCGCGGCCCACCUGCGGAGAACAAAGGACGGCAGGAAGCCGCCUUGCAUUGGGCAAGUGAGACAGACCCUGUCGGACCUCCUGGACGAGGGCUCCUCCGGCUCCGUGGUGCCGGCCACGGAAGCCGGCGGGUCCGACAGCGAGCAGGACGACGACGGGCCGGCGGCCGACAAGGAGAACCAAGCGCCGCCGCCGCCGCCGCCGCCGCCGCUUGUCAUUGACCGCAUCGAGCUGAAGCGCCGCGCGGCGGCGUGCGCCGCCACCGCCACCGCCACCCGCAUGGCGUUCGGGGCGGCGCAGGCGCCGGAGCCGCUGGCGUUCAAGGUGCCGCCGCUGCUGCGACGGGCAACCACCAACUCGUCCCUCCUGUCCGCGGCGGCGCCUGGCGACUCGGCCCCCAGCGCGGGCGGCUUCGGCCAAGAGGCCAGGAUCAAGAAGGGCGCAGGCAAGCGGAGCGGCAUCGGCGGCUUCGCCAGGCAGAACGAGCAGCGGGCCAAGGCGCGCGAGAGCGAGCGGAGGAGGCAGGAGCGCAAGAUCAAGGGCGCGGCGAGGAGAAUCGGCAUGGUCGGGGGGCUGCUGGGCCGAGGGUCGUUUGACCAGCACAGCGGGAGGUAG
Ustilaginoidea virens is the source of this 3873-nucleotide messenger RNA. RefSeq lists its product as uncharacterized. The coding region runs from base 1 to 3873 and encodes 1290 amino acids. The transcript has 2 exons. The record is from RefSeq and is a predicted model, not a curated record. Gene Ontology annotation, biological process: activation of protein kinase activity; mitotic G2 DNA damage checkpoint signaling; mitotic DNA replication checkpoint signaling. Lineage: Eukaryota; Fungi; Ascomycota; Sordariomycetes; Hypocreales; Clavicipitaceae. Gene Ontology annotation, molecular function: anaphase-promoting complex binding.